This is a messenger RNA of Gopherus evgoodei (Goodes thornscrub tortoise), 8959 nucleotides long. It is a transcript of the gene GLRA3, whose product is annotated as glycine receptor alpha 3. Gene Ontology annotation, molecular function: extracellularly glycine-gated chloride channel activity; transmitter-gated monoatomic ion channel activity; glycine binding. The record is from RefSeq and is a predicted model, not a curated record. Gene Ontology annotation, biological process: chloride transmembrane transport; regulation of membrane potential; nervous system process. Gene Ontology annotation, cellular component: plasma membrane; neuron projection; synapse. The transcript has 9 exons. NCBI's taxonomy places the organism in Eukaryota, Metazoa, Chordata, Testudines, Testudinidae. Bases 485 to 1840 code for a protein of 451 amino acids.
GGAGCUCCCCUGAGUGGCUGUGAGCAGCCCAUUGCCUGGGCUUGGUCUCCGCCCUCCCCCGCGCUAGCUCUCUCAGCUGGUCCUAGCGUUCCAGUUGCUCAGAAAUGUGGCGAGCCGGGUUCCGGCUGUUAGCAGGAGCCGGAGGGAGGAAGGGAAGCUGAGCGCAUGCUGCCGCCUCUGCUCUGCCUGAUCUUCCCCUUUUGAAUCAGUCUUUUUCUUUAAAUGAAAAAUACAAACCCUACCGAGAUCUGGUUCCCAGCCACCACCGGAAAAUGUUCGGCCAAGUGCCCGGUGCUGGUGAAUAACUAACCCCGGACUAAAACUUCCCUGCAAGUGGGAUUACAGGUGCUACGCUACCGCAGGGAGCUCUCCAGGGUGCUGAAAUCCCGGCAGUUUCUCCAACAGCUCCCAAGACUGACCAAAUUUCCUUGGCACUCUUUCUGGAUCCUCCAUGAUUCGGAAACGUCUGCUCUGGAGGUUGUGAAUGCCUCGUAGUAACAUGGCCAAGGUUACAUACCUUCGUGCAGCUGUUUCGGGAUUUUAUCUCUGGGAAGCUGCAGUUCUGCUCAGUUUGGUAGUCACAAAGGAAACAGACAGUGCAAGAUCUCGUAGCAUGCCAAUGUCGCCAUCUGAUUUCCUGGAUAAAUUAAUGGGUAGGAUGUCAGGCUAUGAUGCAAGAAUCAGACCAAAUUUCAAAGGCCCUCCAGUUAAUGUCACAUGUAACAUAUUUAUAAACAGCUUUGGAUCCAUUGCAGAGACAACUAUGGAUUACCGAGUGAAUAUCUUUCUCCGUCAGAAUUGGAAUGAUCCACGCCUUGCAUAUAGCGAAUAUCCAGAUGACUCUUUGGAUUUAGAUCCAUCCAUGUUAGAUUCUAUUUGGAAACCUGAUUUGUUCUUUGCUAAUGAAAAAGGUGCCAACUUUCAUGAAGUUACGACAGACAACAAGUUGUUACGAAUUUUCAAAAAUGGAAAUGUUCUUUAUUCUAUCAGAUUGACUUUAAUACUGUCCUGUCCAAUGGAUCUCAAAAACUUCCCAAUGGAUGUGCAAACAUGUAUAAUGCAGCUGGAAAGUUUUGGAUAUACAAUGAACGAUCUCAUUUUUGAAUGGCAAGAAAAGGGAGCUGUACAGGUAGCAGAAGGGCUCACUCUGCCACAGUUUCUGUUGAAAGAAGAGAAAGAUUUAUGUUAUUGCACCAAACAUUACAAUACAGGAAAGUUUACAUGCAUUGAAGUUCGAUUCCACCUUGAAAGACAAAUGGGUUAUUAUCUCAUUCAAAUGUACAUACCGAGUCUCCUGAUUGUCAUUCUCUCCUGGGUGUCGUUUUGGAUCAAUAUGGAUGCAGCACCAGCCAGAGUGGCUUUAGGUAUAACAACUGUGCUGACCAUGACAACACAAAGCUCAGGUUCACGAGCAUCACUUCCAAAGGUUUCAUAUGUCAAAGCUAUCGACAUUUGGAUGGCAGUAUGCCUGCUCUUUGUAUUUUCUGCACUUCUGGAGUAUGCAGCUGUAAAUUUUGUGUCAAGACAGCAUAAAGAGCUUCUGAGAUUCCGCCGGAAGAGGAGGAAGAACAAGGACGAUGAGGUAAGGGAAAGUCGAUUCAGUUUUACAGCCUAUGGAAUGGGACCAUGUCUACAAGCAAAAGACAGAGUUACUCCAAAGGGGCCAAAUAAUCCCAUCCAAGCUGCACCAAAAAGCUUCGAUGAAAUGAGGAAGGUAUUCAUUGACCGAGCCAAGAAAAUUGAUACCAUUUCCAGAGCUUGCUUCCCAUUAGCCUUUCUGAUUUUCAACAUUUUUUAUUGGGUUAUCUAUAAAAUCGUUAGGCAUGAGGACAUUCACUAACAACAAGAUUAAGGCUUGUAGUACAAACUAUUGGGGUUUGCAUGUUCAGCAAGAGGUUUUCCAUUACAAAUGUGCAUACAGAUUACUGAGAUAGUUAAAAGGCACAAAGAAAAAGAUCCCAUUUGACUUGCUAUGCAGAGUCACUACUGGAUAGAUGAAGAAUGACACCCAGUGAAGAUAUAUCUGCUAUUACCAAGUUUGUACUUCAUACUAACUAAACAAUCAACUUUUUCAUAGUAAAAAUCACAACACUAUACUACUGCUUUACUGUCAACCUGUUUAUACAUACUUUUACAUUGUGGUACAAUUGUACAGUAUUCUUUAAAGUUCCUUACAAUUUUUUAAUUCAACUAUAUUUUUAAAAAAAUAUUACAAAAUGGGUCUAAUGUCUUAGAUGACUACCAGAGUAACAGAUUAAAGGAUGGUCAGAAAUUUGAAUAUAAAGUUUACAAAAUUAGUAAUGAAUUACUGAUUUGAGUUUUAGAGCUCAAACACAUUUUCUUGUUUUAAUGACAAUGGGUUUUAUCAUGAGCACAGGACACAUUAUAUUAUAGGGUUCUUUUUAAAAAAAAAAGAAAAAAACAAAUUUACUCAUACAAGGCACUUCAUAAAUUGAUUAUGGUUCCCCUGGAGCUUAAAAAACAUGGCAAUGCAAUGCGCAAAGUAGCACCAAAUAUCUAUUGCCCAGUCUGAAGCGACCCACUGGUCAAACUUUCUGGUACUGUGCAUAUCACAAUGGGAACAAGGUACUGUUUUUAAAGGAUUGUUGCCCUUAUGUACUUUUAAUUACUCAAUCACCCUUGGGUAAAUUGAAAGAGAAAAUUAAAAAAAAAAACCAAAAGGAUUAAAAGAUAUUUCUCAUAUCAGGAAAAUGUUCAGAAACUACAGUAUUUGCGGAGACAAGCCAGAUAAAUAAAAAUGACAUCAAAAUAAGUUUGUGAAAAGUGACAUUAAAAACAAAACAAAAGGGAUAAGUUACUUAGACUAUACCUAUGAUAAAAGUAACUUUUAUGAACUUUUUUGAAGCUGACUAUGGCAACAUUUCUGCACAGAUACUUCCAUUAUCAUCAGUGAAAGUUUGAUAUACAAGUACCUAAAGAUAACCAGGUCAGUCUUUUCUUAAUUUGAAUGAUUUGUUCAAUGAGAAGAUUCUGACAUGACUUCUUAGACACUGGCAGAAAAUAGUCUGUAUCUUAGAAAACACUAAGCAGUUCUUCUAAAAAUAUAUCAGGACAAUCUUUUAUUUUUACUGCACAUCAUGGUAAAAGAUAGGAUAAGAAAUUGAAACUGUUGGAGCAAAUUUUCACUACUUAGAAUUAGAUAGAUUACAUUAAUGGUUUCUUUCAAAUUAUUACAGAAUAGAUCUUAUAUCAUUUAAAAAAAAUAGACUUCCAGUAAAUAAUGUUGCCACUUCUCUAAUGAAAAGCAAAAAAAAAAAAAGUUCUAAAAUGUGGAAACCUAUAGACAGCUACAGGCAAGAGCAUACCUGAUGCUUUGAACUUGUAAUGGAAUCCAAUAGCUAAGACAAAUUAUUUAAAAGUUUGUUUUGAGCACAUUUAAAAUUUUCAGUUUGUUACAGCUCAAAGUGCAUACACAAAAGCAAAACAACUGGAGGCAAACAUCUGCUGCAUUACUAGAGGCAUAUUGCAUAUGAACUAGUCAUAGCAACAUAUCCUUGCAUGGAAGAUUAGAACACAACAUUGGUUUUGUUUGAGGAUUAGCUAGGGGGAUUUUUAAAAGAAUGGCAAUCUGGUUGUGCUAAAUUGUCUCAAAACAAUUGCAUAACCCUUUUUAAUUUUGAAUAUGGUCCUAUUUAGGUUUUCUCCCUCCCACCCCCAUUAAUGCAUAAAAUAGAUUUAGAGCAAUUGUUUUGGGAUAAGUGUUAUAAUUUUCACAAAUAUAUUUAUGUAUCCUGUCCAGAAAAACUGAACUCAUUAAUUCUCAUGUGUGCCUGUGUGUGUGUAUUAUAUACACAAGAGUGAGAAGCUGGCCAAGUGGCUUUUGUCUCCUGUAAACUAUUAAAUACUAUAAUCUCUGGAAAGAUUUGUUGGUGCGUUUCUGUGCCCAUUGUAUUCAGUGGUAAAGUGUCCCAUUUAUUUCAAGAGUAGGAUUGGGCCCAUUAUCAUGAGGCAUUCAUAAAAUGUUAUACAAAUCUCCAUGCUUGUCUUUUGUUCUUUUCUCUUUCCUAUUUAAAACAAUGAUCUUCCCCUCCAACACCAAUAAAAGAAAUCUGGAUGAAUCAGUAUAUAAAGUGUACUGGGCCAGAUCCUGAGCUGGAAUAAAUACAGUCCCUAGAACUACACCAGUUUACACCAGCUGAGGAACUCCCAGACUUUCCAAAGUCCAAUAGGCUGAAUAUUAUGCAUACACAAGCUGGUUUUGAAAACACUUGAACAGAACUGAAUAACACAAUUACAAAGUUAAACAUUCAAUAGUGGGAGAAUACUAAGAUUUAGAAAAGAUUAUCAGAUGGAAAAAAAAAAGACAAAAAGUCUUGAGAGCAAGAUAGAAAAUGGAAUAGGCACUAACAGUGACUAAAUUGUGUGGCGGGACAGAGAAAAGUAGAGAAGAGCCAGAUAAGAUCAAUAAUUAUCAAUGAAUGCCCUCCUCCCCCCUUGAGUGACAGAAGGGGAAAGGGGAGAGGAAUGAGUGUAGCAUACUAUUUCUGCAACUACUGUAUGGUAAUCAAAUUAGCAACUACAGUAUAUACAUUGUAAACCCAUAAACCUUCCAUAUGAUUGCUUUUCAGACAUCCCUAAUGGAUUAAAAUGAUGUGCAUUUAAUGUGACAACAGGCAGUGUAUUACAUUGAUACUAAUGGGAGCCAUGUAUUGAAGGGAGUAUAUGCUCCUGUAGGGGAUUGCAAAGUAUUUCUAAAUGUAUAUAUUUAUAGUUCUGUAUGUUCUUUAAGAAAUAGGAGAAAUCAGUUAUUGGAUUAUUUCUGGAAUGUCUUUGCUUUAGUAACAGUACUAAGAACAGAAAUGGUUGAGACAGAAGGGACAAGCUACAGUGAUUUAUUUUGUAACUACUAAACAAUCAUCCAACAAGCUGUGAUUUUUUUUUCCCUUUUAGUUAACUACUUGGAGUGUAGUCUCGCCCCACUGAAGUCAAUGGGGUCAAGACUUCUCCCCCAGAAGGCAACUUCACAUUUUUUAUGAGAUCUUUAUGGUAACAAUUGUCUAUGUAACAAAGGCCUUUUCAAUCAGCUAAGAAACAUAGCUAAGAAACAUUUAUUUCAGCAAAAGGCACUGUAGCCAGUCAGCAAUUUAUAGCUUAAAAAUUUUCUUCAAAGUAUUCGUAUUCCACUGAAUAUAAAAAGAAAAUAAUCAUAAGAUGACAGAAUUGUCAAGUAAGAUUUUAAGUUGUCUCAUGUCACAAAAUACCAGCUACCCAUUAGUGCCUAUGGAAAAAGAGUCCAAAAUACCAGCAGGCAUGCCAACCAACCACACAAAUCCAGGAAUGAUCUCUCAGGGCCAGAGGCUUAUCUGCUAGGAAGAUCUUAGUCUUAAAACAGAUUAUAUGGUAUAAAAAUAAUGCCAGGCUGGACUAUAUAGAAGGGGUGACAAAACAGCACAGCACACCUAUCCUACACUCAUGUUAGGCAAACCAACCUCGGAAGAAACUGGAAAUAUUAAGGAAGAGAUUGGGAUAUUUAUGCAACAGGUGUGCAUAGGGGGCAAUACAAAGUCAGAGGAAGAAAAGUGAGGAGGUUCCUGCUGAGUUCUAACAAACUGUUUUCCUAUGCACAAAAAUGUUCAUGAUUUCAAAAUUAUGUUCCGAUUUGGGAUAGGAAAAAGUUGAAUAUUGAAGAGUGUUCAAGAACCAAAAAUCCCCCCAGUAAAAUAAAUUUAAAAAAAAAUCAGUUCAGGUCAGCUGAAAUAUUUUGAUGAUUUCAAGAAGUUUUGACCAUUUAAAAACUAUAAUUAGCUGAAUGAGAAAAAGGUCAUUUCAAAUGGUAACACUGGAAUUUUUCCUUUCUAAAAGUUUAAAUGUUUCAUUUUGAUAUAUUUCAAGAAACAAAUUCUGAUUUUUUUCAAGUUGAGAAACUGACCCUUUCCCAUGAAAAGUUUAGGCUUUGAUGAAUCAGCACUUUCAGGCCAAAAAAAAGUUUUAAUUUUUCAAUUCUUCAACCAGCCCUACUUGUUAUGCCUCAGGCAAAGCUUCUCCUUGCCCCAGAGAUGUUAAUCUGCUGCCUCCAAUGCAUUGGUCGUAGUGUCCCUGUGCCCUCCAGAGUGCCGGGACUGCUAACGUAAGAGGCCAUUAGUUAACCACUCAAGGAGGGCAGAUUUCUUGCCCACGUAAAGCCCUGUGUCUUCCAUACUGUUUGCAAGUCAGCUUGUGUACUCCUGCUUUCUGCGGUUGUGCCAUAUAACUUAAAAGUUAGAGGACCAAAGUAGUGCAUUGAGACUAGAGAAAUAAUUUGGGGCCCAUACUAGUUACACAGGUACAAAGAAAUCCAUAUUCAUAGAACUGGUGCAGGCAUAAUGGAAAAGGAAGCUGUGAUCAUGUGGCAAGCUCCUCAUGUUCCACAGUACCACAGGAUCUCCUCCUGCAUUUGGAGUGCAAUGUGUCUGGGGCAAACUGCUGAGCUUAGAAUAGGAGCUGUACACUACAGUCACCUUUUAAAUGGCUGAUUCCCAUGAGGAAGUAAAAGAGUUUAUGCUGUUUGGACCAGCACUAACUCCCCUUCCAUGCCUUCUUCCUCCCCCAGAGGAGGGAGGAUAAGGCAGAAGUGAAGGAAUAGGAGCCUAUGGCUGCAUGGCUCCAGAGCACUAAGCCAAAGGUUGGGGAAGGACAGAAAGCAAUGUGGCAGAAGUACCUUGCUCCUUAGGUGGUUGCCCCAAGAUGCACAAUCUUGGAAUCUGCUUUCUUCAGGGGGUUGAAGACUGGAGUUUCCAGACCAUAGCACCUGUUAAAACGCUCCAUUCUUGAGAGAAAACAAGAAGAAGUGCCAUGAGAACUGUGUAUCAUAUUGUAUUCAAAUAGCUACAGGCCUCCUCAUUUUUUAGCAGCUAACUCAUAGUUAAGAGGCUAACUGAAUCAAGAUGAUCUUCAAAAUAAUUGCCACUGAGUUGCAGACAAGAUAUGAAAAAGUAAUAAUGGACCUCUAUGAAUACUGGUAAUUUGGAGAAGCCAUAUUAGACCUAUUUUUAAAAAAACAUUGCUGGAACAAUAUAAACAACAUUCAAGUAUUAUAUUAUAACAGCUAUUUUUUAAAAUAUACAACCAGACAUUUUUCUGUAACUAUAUUACAUUCAUUUAAAAAGUGACCGGUACAAUAUAAAAUUCAGAAAACUAAAAGUCUUACAACUGCUGUAGAAAUCAAGUCCAGUCACUUUAGCCUUUUACAGGCACUGAAUGUUAGUGCAGUGCUAGUUACAUACUCAAAAUGUAUACAAAAUUGUGGACUGCAAAGUAAGCGAAUUAAAAUCAAAAUUGCGGUGAAAGCCUAGUAUUGCAGGAUCUGCCAUAUCGCAAAGAAUGUGAGGCCUUACUAAGUUAAAUUCCUCAGUGUAGCAGCUUAGAAUAUGAUUAUAUGCCACACCUUGGCACAAAUGAAACCUAAACAAAGCAAACCUCGUGUUGAGUUACUUCCAAUAAGAAAACAUUAGUGUUCAUUGUUUCCUGAUGUUUCUAAGAUGAUGGGGGCAAAAAUAAAAUAUAGUCCUUUUUAUUUAUAAAAGUUACCUAUUCAAAGGCAUAUUUAAACUAACUCAUUGCUUUCACCAUAUUGUAUCUUCAAGAAACCUUGACAGCAGGCACGAGUUUUUUAAAUGGAUUGGUGAAAGUCACAAACAAAUUGAGAUUCCCCCCCUCUUUUGUCCUAGAUCAGCUGUAUAUAGUCUCUCUGAAUUCUCUGACAUGUUUGCCCUCUCUUAGCUCUCUGCUUCUCUCUUUGGUAAUUUGUGAAGCACUUUUCUUAUAGGCUGCUUUAUGAAAAGUCCAGUUUAAAACCCUAGAUAAGCUUCUGUUUAAGCAAUUCGGAUAUGCACUUUAGACUGCAGGAAUGAAGAAAUGCUUCCACUUUGUACCACGGUAAAUUCCAGAACUACCAUUAGGUAAUAUAGUUGAAACCAAAAUUCAGAGUAAAAACUCAUACACAGUUUAGAACAGCUAAAGAUAAAAAGUCUUCUUUAACCCUAGAAGGAUUCAAGUGUAUUCUUUCUAGCAAUAAUUUUGUAUUAGAUGAAAAUAAGUUCAUAUGAUAAUCAAGCCCAAUUAAACUUGUUGGAUGCAAAAAAGUGGUGCACUUAGUUUUACAUUUAGCACUUAUUGUCCCUUUAUGUGUAAAUUCUGCUGUCAUGUAGACUAUUGUAGGAGUUAAUCUGAUCUAACAGAGCAGAAUUUGGCCUUAGACCUCUAAACUGCUGAUCUAAUGAAUUCUUACAAUACCUCUAUAAAUUAGCAAAGUAUUUCUAUCUACAAGAUGGUACAUGAUUAUUUAUAAGACAAUUAUGUCAGACAAGUGUAAUUUUUUUUUAAAAGGCUAACAUGAAAAUCUUUAAAAAAAUCACAAAUUAAACUGCUUGUUAGCAAGAAGUAGAUUUUUCUUUUUGCAAUGGUUAUAGAAAUGGUGCAUUCAGGCAACAUGUUACAUACAGUCGUUCCUGAAUUAUCAUCAGUUUGACAGGUUUGUGAAAGCAGGUUAGAUUGCUAGAAGCAACAGGUGUAAUACUAGAAGAGUGUCAGCUCAUCCUGCAUUCUUGACAUGCUUGAAUAUUAUUGCACUUCUUCACUUUCAUCUUUGUGAAAUAUGCAAGAGACAUUUCUUACAUUUGUAAUUUAAAAUAUAUGAUAGAAUGAAGUUAAUAGAUAAAUGGACUAAAGUAAAUAUUGACAUUCCAUAGAUAUGUAAUUGUGAGUUGUAUAUGAAGAAAUGGUGCCAUAAGCUUUCAACAUAAAAUUUUAUUAUAUAUAGUAGCUUGUGUGAUAGUGAUCCAAGCUUUUUUAAGAGGCUAAAUAUAUAUUAAUAUGAGUGUAUUAAUUACUUGUCUGAUUUUUAAACAUAUCUUCCUAUGAAUUCUGUCUAAAAAGACAAUGGCAGUUUUUAUUUAGAAGUAUUUCUUUUUAGAAAAAUUCUAUAAAAAGUGGCAUGCAUGAAUUUAAUUAAAUUCCUUUG